This is a messenger RNA of Stegostoma tigrinum, 5497 nucleotides long. RefSeq names its product caspase recruitment domain-containing protein 11-like. Gene Ontology annotation, biological process: regulation of apoptotic process. Bases 430 to 3594 code for a protein of 1054 amino acids. NCBI's taxonomy places the organism in Eukaryota, Metazoa, Chordata, Chondrichthyes, Orectolobiformes, Stegostomatidae. The record is from RefSeq and is a predicted model, not a curated record. The transcript is spliced from 23 exons.
UCUUUCCUCCGCCCUAAAACGAUCAAUCCUGGGUUUAGAGGGAGCUGGAGGUGUAGAAGCCGGAUGUGUUUCCCCCUGUUAAGCCGAUACUCCCAGUCAUAUCCUGGGUCUGUGAAGCCGAGCGUGUCCCCUGUCUUCAUUUUAAACUGAGUUUCGGAAGUGGGAGGUCUUCACUUGAGAUUGAAGGCGAGGAAUGUUCGCACCACACGCCCAAAUACCUCCGUCAGCUGAGCUUUCUAAAAGUCCACAGGUCAGCGGCACAGUGAUCAGCUUCGAUUAUCCCAGUCUCUCAGCAGCAAAAACCAGGCAGAAAGCUUGGAUUAACGUCCCCACGAUCACGGUCCUCGCCUUCCUCUGACCCAGAACUACUCCAGGCUCUUGGUUCCUGACUUUAAAGGCGGUGACUGGAGCCUGUCGCUCCCCAGACGCAUGAGUGCUGAAAAGGAGACGAUGGAAGGUGACGAUAGUCUGACCUGGGCGGAAGACCAGGACGACCAGGAGCGGUUGUGGGAGAAAAUCGAAAGCAAGCGUCACGUUCUGACCAAGACCAUUAACCCCAGCAAGCUGACAGCGUACCUCCGGCAAUGCAAGGUCAUCGACGAGGAGGACGAGGAUGAGAUCCUGUGCUCCCACCUGCUGACCUCCCGAAGGGCUCGCGCAAGCCGCCUUCUGGACAUAUUGCGUUCGCGAGGUAAACGUGGAUACGAAGCUUUUCUGGAGAGCCUGGAACUUUACUAUGCUGAACUGUACAAGUUAAUAACAGGCAAGGAGCCAACCAGAUGUUGCUCAGUGCUAGUCGUGGAAGAAGGUUAUGAGGGGCUGACGCAGUUCCUGAUGAGUGAGGCUGUCAAGGUGCAGAAGCAGCUGAAGGACAAAGCCGUGGAGAUCCAUAAACUGCACAGCAAGUGCGAGAUGCUGCAGGAGACUAACAAGCGGCUGAGCCGCGAUCACCUGGAGCUCAGGAGCCUUCAGGAGCGCUACAGCAAGCUGAAGGAGGAGUUUAAUCUGCACAGCAAUGAUCUGAACAAGGUUAAGGAGGAGAAUUACCUGCUUGCUCUGCGCUACGCCCAGCUCAACGAGGAGAAAAGUAUGGCUGUGUCGAGGAGCCGGGAGCUCCAGCUGGAGACUGACCAGUUGAGAUGCAAACUGCAGGGAAUCGAGGAGGAGUGUCUGAUGGCCCGCAGUCUCUCCAACAAGCUGAAGAAGGACAUGGAGAACAUGCCGAGCAGACAGAGCAUCAUACAAUUGCAGCAUGACAAUGACCAGUUACAGACCACAGUCUAUGAGCUCCAACGCUUUGUGCAGGUAAGAAACAAUCUCCCCAGCACAGAGAAGGCUCUCCUGGAUAUCAUGGAUCAGGAUCGGAAGGAAGCUCUUGAGGACAGACAGGAAUUGGUUCAGAGGUUUCAUGACACUGCCAUGGAGCUACAGCAGGCGGAGGAGCUCCGAGACAAGUACCUGAAAGAGAAGGAAGGACUUGGACUCCAGUCUGCGAUGAUCCUGAAAGAGUGCCAGAUGCACAAGCAAAGGAUUGCCAGCAUUUUACAACAACUGGAAGAAGUGGAGAAGGAACGAGACAAGGCACUAAAGGCUCGUGAUGAGGCGCAGAGUGCUUAUGCCCAAAGCAUGCUUGAUAACGGCAGGUAUCGGAGGCAGAUAUGGGCAAUGGAAGAGAAAUUGGACAACCUUCAGAUGGAGCUAACAAGGAAAGAAGCCAAGAUUGGGAGCCUGCAAUCCCAGCUCCACCAACUGCGAGGGGGGACCGGUGCUAUGGACUAUUUGGAUUCCUGUGACCUGCUGAGCAGCCGCUUAAAUAUUAUUGACUGCCCUGAGGACUGGAGCAGCACGGACCAUGACCAAGAGACAUUUCCAAAGUUCAGAAGACGCCAUUGCAUAAAGAGAUUGGAUUCAUCGAUGAUGCAGAGCAGGGAGCUUCCAGUGAGUGAAUAUGGUGAAGACCUAUCCCCAGUGGAGCUAUUGUGGAGCGAUAUUGAACACGAGAGGGAGGUGAAUAGAUUCUCAAUGAUGGCAUUCCCACCUUGCAAAGAAUCUUUGACACGUCGUCUGAAGCAGGAGGAACCAGCCAGCAGGUUUGAAUCUUGGCCACUCAGCAGCUCGACGGAGAAUGAGGACAGCAGUCCAGGUCACUUGCACAGCCUGUCCGUCUCUCCCAGUUUGUUUGGGGCCAGAUUUCACCCGCUGUCAGAAGAUCCCAGCUGUGUGGCCGUCAGUGAUCAAGACAACAGAAAUGAUAAGAGGACGCAUACUCUCUCCCUAUCAAUGCCUGAUCUCACCAACACCAUCAACAGCAUCAAACAUGGCUGUGAUGAUGCCUUCACCCCUGAGCCCAAUGAAUCUGCUACUUUCACCCAGGAGAGCUCCGAGCUGGAUAAGCUGGAAGACGAGACAAGGCACAGAAUAUCACGGCGCAACUGUACCAGGAAGGGCAUGCAGUGGAACGUCAGGAAGAGCUGUGCGGCAGAUCCCCUCGGAAACCAGCAGAACGAAGAAGGUUGUAGGAGGAUGGAGCAAGUCUUGGAAGAAGAUGGCUCGUUCUACAUCCGGGUCAAUUUGAACAUCCUUGGCCAUGUGGAUAACUGCUCGCUGCAGGUGAAGUGUGAUGAGAUCUUGCACAUCCUGGAUACUGGCCAACACACCAAAUACGAGUGGCUUUGUGCUCGAGUUGACCCGUUUACCAAGAAGGACCUGGAACGUGGAACCAUCCCCAGCUACAGCAGAGCUUACCAGCUCCUCCUGCUUAAAAUCUACGCGCUGACCGCCAAUGUUCGGGAGAAAGAGAGGGAGAAAAAGUUUAUGAAGAACAAUGUCAAAGUGAAGAAGGUGUGCUCUGAUCGAGUGAGGAUUGUGCCUGCCAGUCUCCCCCAGUAUCUGCCCAGUGCCAGUAACCCAUCUCUCAGAUCCUGGCAUGAAAAUAAGGAUGAAAAGAUCCUGCCAUACAGCCUGGUUCAGCCAAUCACUGUCCACCAAAAAAGGCCGGUUAUCAUCAUGCCUACAGAGUUGGCCAAAGCUUUGAUGGACUGUCUACUCCAGGCUCCACCUGCAUCAGACUUCAGUAUGGUGCAGCCAGAAAUUGUCACUGAAGAGCAGCUGAAGACAAAGACACGGUUCUCUUUACAGAAAAUCAGGAACCAGGCCAACUUUGAGUGCAUUACACUCGAAACGAUCAAAGAUGUUAUAGCCAAGCACAAACAUGGCUUGCUGCCAAUUGGAGUGCACUCUGCUAAGGACCUUGUUGCGGAGAAGAUCUACACUAUCAUUAUUCAUAUCAAAGUGACCACAAAAAACAUUAAGAAACUAAGGAAACUGGCUCCAAAGUCCUGCAGCAGCGACAAUGAGUUUCUGAAGCUGUACCGCAUCGAACAGAAGCACUUAGAGUCAGUGCCAUGCCUCUCUGCCACCGUGGAGCCCAACACAUGGACCAACGUCGAGGAGCUCAUCAAAGUAGUGAAGACCAGUGUCUUCCAGGAGCAGCAGAAGAUUGUCUGGAUUGAUGAGAACAAGCUGUUGCCAGACCUUGAGAACUUGUCACCAGCCGAACCAACCAGCCAGCCGUAUGUUUCGAGUUGCCUGUAGUGGGUGUUUGAUGGAGGCUGUCCUGCAUGCAAGAGGCAGGACGUCCACUCUUCCUAGAUCCUGAACACUGACACAAGGCCUUAAACCCACAACAGAACGGUUGACCAACCAGUGAAUACCCUUAGAACGGGCUUUGGGAGUUCAGGGUUGUGCAGUUCUAGGGAUAGAACUGGGGCAGUGUAAGGGGGAAUUCCUGAGCUGUAUCUGGCUCCUACGUUGGGAAUACCUGGGAACCUCUUCAAUCACACUGGUAGGGUAAACUUUGUAUUAUGGCUGGGAGAGUUCAGGCAAACCACAUGACCAUUUUUUAAAUAAGAACAGAUUAUUGGAUUUCAGAGAACUAACUCCAGCAUCACUGAAAAAGUCAAAGUUAAUUUCACACCUCAGUAUUUUCUUACAACACUAAUCGAGCCACACUGUUAUCCAAGGAGACAAAACGUAUUGUGUCCAUGCGAAGUUUAUCACUCACAACUGAAUGGCCUGCUGAGCCCCAAAAUCACCAUGGCUUUUCAGUUUGCCUUUUUUAAAAACACUACUACAUGUGAGACGGGGUUAGAGCACACAGCAACCCAGGUGCACACAUGCAUUUCAGUGACGAGUCAUGCACACUGUAUUUAUUUUUCUAUAACAUGUUGGAUUUAUAUUUUAAGCUGUACUUCAAAAAACUAAGACUGUGGAUAAUUUGGAGUAUACACUGUUAUGUAGCAGAGGAAUCUUAAUGCAAGGCAGAUGGAGGAGAUUCAAGGAAAUAAUGUUAUUGCUCUGCUGUAAUGUUUACAUGGCACAGUGUCUGUUGUAAGUGUGAUAUUUUCAAUGCAAACAGUUCACUCUGAGAACUGUGAAUGAUGACAUUAGGAGGCAAAGUUUUCUGGAUAUUGUAGAAAUAUUUUGUGGGAUGAUCUUAUUGUUAUGUCUUUGGCAUUCCAGUUGAUUAUUGAUCCUGUUUUGGAUGUACUGACUGCAUUGUUGGACUCAUAUCUGAUUCUUAUCCAGGCUGCAGUUAUUCUUCAAUAAGAUGUGAGUCCAGCACCAAGUUUGAUGUGACCAUGGACACUAAUGGCAGUCAAAUUACUGCUUUGACCCCCCCCCCCCCACUUAUAUUUUUAUCCUGAAGAUGCCUCUUGGGGUUUCAGGCCCAAACCCUUUCCUGAAUGGUCAUCUGCACAAUAAGCUUAGGUAUAUGAGUCAUUCAGCUGUGGGAGGCAUCGUUGCAAAGUCUGAUCCCAUCCACCCCUGCAGGGAUAAAUAAUAUCGUGGACCGACAGCUCAGCAAAAUCUUUAGCCUAAUUCACAUCCAACUGUUCAAUCCAGUGGGGCAAAUGUGGUCAAACAAAGCUCACUUUGACGAUGGGAUCAAAUGAGAACAACAUCAUAGAAUCCCUGCAGUGUGGAAGCAGGCCAUUCAGUCCACACCAACCCUGCAGACCCACCCCUUAACCCUAUCCCUGCAAACCCACAUUUCCCAGGGUUAACCUGUGUAGCCUGCACAGCCCUGAACACUGCGGGCAGUUUAGCACAAUCCACCUACUCUACACGUCUUUGAACCGUGGGGGGAAGCCCUCACAGACGCAGGGGGAAUGUGCAAACUCUACACGGACGGUUGCCUGAGGGUGGAAUGGAACCUGGGCCCUUGACGUUGUGAGGCAGCAAUGCUAACCACUGAGCCACCGUGCCACCUAUUAAUGCAGGCUGUCCAUGUGACUUGGUAUGGCUGUGGGCAAUGUAUUGAAUCUUGCCCGUAUCAGAAUGAGAACACAGUACGUGAAUUCCAAAAUAAAAAGUAGAUUUCAUUGUCAAGAAAACUACAACUGCUGCAGGCCCACAUUUGGAUUACAUUCUGUGGACUUAUAAACCAUUCAACUCCUCCAUUUGGAUGCUGUAUUGUAAUAUAAGCUGUGAAAUC